Messenger RNA from Drosophila bipectinata, 461 nucleotides. It is a transcript of the gene Obp18a, whose product is annotated as Odorant-binding protein 18a. The record is from RefSeq and is a predicted model, not a curated record. Gene Ontology annotation, molecular function: odorant binding. Lineage: Eukaryota; Metazoa; Arthropoda; Insecta; Diptera; Drosophilidae.
AAUUUUUGUGAUCCAUGAUGGUUGUUCUACGUAUUUCUACAUUCUGCCUUUUCUUUCUGCUUUGGUUCACAAUUUGUUUUGCUGCCGAAGACUGUUUAAGGCUUUAUAACUUAACCAGCAAGCAGGUGGAAGACGUGCCGCCAUUCUUGCCUUUCUCCGAGGUUCCCCACAACAUCAAAUGCUACAGCCGCUGCAUAGCCGAUGAAUACUUUGGCGAUGAUGACAAAAUCGACCUGAAAAAGUUGGAAAACCGAGCCAGAGAUGAUGAGAAAAUUAUUUUGGCUGAUUGUAAACAGAAGUACGAUGACGAAAUCACUGAUCGUUGCGAUUAUGCCUAUCAAAUAAUUCAAUGCUUGUACUUAGGUAAAAACAACUAAGCGAUUGCGUCAUAAUUGUUGAUUAUAAUUAAUCGCUUUGUAUAUUAAAUGAAUGAAAAUAAUGAUUAUAAAAAUAAUAUUUAA